CUUAUUGCCAUACAGGCUGUGGGACGUCAACCAUCUGAAGACGUAGAUAGUCACAUCCCUGCAAGAGAUCGUUCAGUGGAUAGCAUUCUGCAAGGUCUGCUAAUUGGGGAUCAGGUGUCCUCUGCACGAGGGGCUACAUUAAAUGAAGCACUUGAUAGGCCUGAACCGUCUGUGCCGAUUCAAGAAAUGGGUUACCCUAAUGAGGAGAUCCGCCAGUCACAUGAAGAGCCCCAGCAACUCCUCAGCCCAAAUGAACAAGUGGCAUGCACUUAUGCUGAGUAUCAAACCACAGCCACAAGUACACUACGGGCAAGCGAGAGGUAUCCCAGAGCAAGGCAAGCUUCGCCACCUGACAGUGACUUUGGAUACCCCAUUCAGGAGACCAGUGGUCAGCCUCAAAAGCAGAGUAUGCAGCCCCAAAACCCAGUGGAGCAUGCAUGCACGUGUCCUACGUGCCAGCCAUCUCCAUCUUUUCAGUGAAUUUAUUAAAGGAUGACAGUUGAAAUGUGUAAGGGUUAACUCUUAGAUAGCCAUUUUCAAUAUGGCCGAACCUAAAAUCAUUUUGCUUGAUGUAAACAUACGUCUUAAGAGUCGCAGACUAGAAACUGAAGUUAAGCAAACUGAACCACUUGUUAAACAAACAGAUCUUAACGUUCCUCUAGGUUUAUCGUCAUCAUCAUCAUCAUCAUCAUUAUCAUAAUCACAUUUUAAUCCGAUUAAUAUAUAAAGCUGGGUCAAUACAUCUGUUUGUAAGAGGGUUAUAUUUAGUUAACCAGUCAUUUAAUCCAUUACCUCUAGUCAGUAACUCUGGAAAAUUUUUGAAUAAGAUGUAAUUUACUUGAAGAACUCAAACAAUGCAGGAAACAGAUCUAGCUCUCUGUAGUUUGCUUUUUUACACUACUUAUUGGAAUUUUCGUCAAGCUAUAAGGUACUGUUACGAUGACCCUUUCGUAGAAAAGCUGGAUGAGUAGUAUUGUCACUGCACUAAAGUUGCCAGUAUCCAAGAAAUGACAAGAACAAACACAAACAUACAACUUUUGCGAAACCGACACACACUACUUUUCUUUACGGACAAGGUACAACCAAUUUUCUUGAAAAGUAUAAGGAUUGAGCAAAUUUUUGUAAUAAGAAAGAUAUAUACAGGGCAAGCGUUGCUAUUUGUAUUUAGUACAUAAGUAGGGUUUACGUUGCAAAGUAUUUUUUUAAGGUUCUUUUUUAUCUAUUGUAAAAAAUGUACAUUUAUGGGAGUUAUGAGUACAAUUUCAUUCUUGGUUGUGAUGUUGAGUAAAAAAUGUUAAUAAUAACUUUAAAAUCGAGCUUGUAAACUAUUUUUUAAAAGCUCCUUUUUUAUCCAUUGUAAAAAAUGUACAUUUAAUUAUGAGAGGUAUGAGUACAAUUUCAUUCUUGGUUGUGAUGUUGAAUAAAAACUGUUAAUAAUAACGAACAGGUUUCAGGGGCAGAGAAUUUUAUAGGCUCGAUACCAGCCGCUGUUCGGGAAAAUGAGCCCGCACUAAUCCCCCCGAAGGAGCGGGGGGAUCAAGACCGGACCCGGGAGACGGCGGAAAUCGAGCCUAAGAGUUUUGAGGAUUGUCAACUGAAAUAGCUAGUUUUCUAGGACUACUUGUCGAGAAAAUCUUGCUGGGAUAAACAGAUAAGUGAGUCUCUUAUACCUUGUCAGCACGAAUCCUCAUGUUUUCUUUUUCUUUUUUUCUUAAUUGUUUUCACACGAGUCGACCUUCCGUCCGCUAACCAAAACCUCAUCUUUCUAAAAACAGCUCUCCAGAAUUUUUUCGGACCCCGGCCUUGAUUCGUGUGGACGGAGGCUUAAACUCUUUUCGGUGCGCCGUAAAUCUUUCUUCACAUCAAACAUCAAUGUUUUAUUAUGCUAAUUGCAUUGUAUUCCUCGCCACAAAAGUAAACUCAAUGUUAAUAUUCAUGCAAUUUCUUUUAUUGUCCCGUUCGCAUACAUGAGAUCCAUAUUUGACUAACUUGUUGAAAGCGGUGAAGUAACUUAAAUUGAUUGUUUUAGCAACUUGAAGGUGAACGUAGAAACUUCCUUCGGGUUCAAGCGAGGAGGACCGGUGAGUAUUUAUCUUAGUUUUUUCUUCACCGAUACGUAGUUAAAGAGACCUUUAUAUCAUUUAUGAUUUGUUUUAAUUCAAUACGUUAGAUGAAAAGCGAUGUCCGAUUUUCAAAGUCAACCGUCUUCACUCGAUCGUACCGACGACGUGUGCCCUCGGGCAUUUUCAUCAGUACGUCGUGUAAAAGCCAAGAGUAGGCAAAAAACUAUAUUAGCUUUGCAUGUAAUGAACUUUUCCUUUCAGUUAAAACUGAAGAACGUAAACAAAACAAAUUGCUUUUCACAUUUACAACGGCUGUGUUUUAAUGAAAUUAUGCGUUGGACUUGAGAACAUUCGACGAUGCUGUGUACCCGGUAGAACUAUCCCGCCAAGCUUACAAGUUUUGAUUUUUUUAAAAAACUUCGAUCUUACUUUUAAGUAGUCAAAAAAUACUAAAAGAGGCGAUCAUAUUCAUUUUACAGGAAAAAAAGCUUUGAUACGACUGAGCUCGCUUGAGCUGGCUUUUUAAUACGCGUAUUACAUUGCGUUUCUUUAUGACAGUAAACGCCAGGAUAACAAACACAUCAUUCCAUCGAUCAGCUAGGAGUGCAAAAUAGUUUAAGGACGGAAAACGUCUCAAUGGUUUUACAUCGAAUUUUUUUUUACCACAAUUAUCCAUUCUCUGUCUUAAUUGACGACGAAAACAAACAUUUAAUCAUGAAUUAUUAAAAUCAAUAGAGUAUCAGAAAUGGUACUCUGGAUACCAGAGGCUGUUUCUCCGGAAACCGCAGAUGAAAAGCCUCUGGCAUAUGCAUUCAGGGUACAGAAAACGGGGACAGAGAAAUGUUUUAAAUUAAAUGUAACGAAAGAUAAAAAUAAUUAUACAAUGCCCUACCUCGGCCAUAGUAACGGAUGGACCAUUUGAAAAGUGAGCGGGGGGUGGGGGUGGGGGGAGAUUUUGAGAAAUGCAACAUGAGUUUUUUCCUCUCCUUGGGCAUAUAUUUUUUUGGCCAGAAUCCGUACGAAUAUAUUUUUUAUUAAUAAUUUCCUGAAGAAAUUUUUUUUGUUUUAAUUUUUGGAAUUUUUCCCCCCCCCACCCCUUUUCUAAUGGUCCAAUCACGCUUUUCUAAUGGUCUUCUGCCUUGUCACGUACUCCUUCAUGCUAUUCUUGUAACCACAGGCGUCAACGUAAAGUUGAAUGACACUGCAGCCUGUAAAAAAUUGGCAUUUGAGAAGUUGUUAAAAUACCACUUCACGAUUGCUAUUAAAAGUAUGAUAUUGCUAAUUGUUCUGACAGCAGUUUGUUGGAAAUCUUCCGCGUUAAAGCAGCAGUACUCAGUCACUGUUGUGCGGUUGGCAGGCCAUUAGACUGACCACCAGGCCAUAGCAAUCUUAUUUUCGCUGAAUUGGACGUAAGUAGUUUUCAGUUUAAGAGCUCGUUUUCUAGCUUAUCAUAUAUUAAGCGAACUCAUUCAGUCGGUGAAAGUUAUCAAACUCUCCAUUCCAGAAUCAUGAUGUAUAUGAUUGCAAUGUAUUAAACUAUCAUACCUGGCAUUUGGAUCAAUGUAUAAAAUAAAUGUAAUCGCUACCGGUCAGUGCCAAUUUUCGUUCAAAAUCCGGAUGUAUAAGAUAUAUUGUAGGUGUCAUCAAUUAGUUUACACCUUGUAAACCAGGCUUUUGACGGCACAUUAAUAAAAUCUUUAUUAUUAGUGGUUUGAAUGGAGAGGGCAUUGGAUGAGAUCUAUAUUAAGUGUUUGGGGUUAAUGAUAAAUGAACACUCCGCAAAAACCAUUAGCUUGUGCAACUUAGUGAUUGUCAUUUAAUUACAUUUAGAAAUACCGCAAUUUAGAGAAAAAAAUAUUUUGAUUGCUCUGUGAUGAGCCUUGAAAAGGCCGCAUUUACGAAUACUGUUAGACUAUCAAGGAGGUUCUUGAUAUCGGCCAUCGCAAAAUAAUUCAAUUAUUUCUUAAAUGGUAUACGGUGUCAUGUCAAACCUGGUAAUUUGAACAUACUGAGUGUCUCUUUAAAUAUAACCUGUGUAAUCCAUAUAUUGAGUCAAAGGGCAGAAUUGGAAAGUUUUCAGUCACGUGCCCUAUAAAACCGUACACCGCUAAUAAAAUCAUUCCGCAAAAAACAAAACAAAAACAAAAACAAACAAUUGCUGUUGAUAUGUCCUUGACAAAAAAAAGAAUAUUUCCCAAAAUAAUACUAAAAAUUGGAGGGAGACUGCAUUGACUUAAUUAUCGACUCUGUGAGACCUCUCCUGGCCAUCAACGUGCAAAGCCACCCUUUGCUACUGGUCUCGAAAUAUCCGCACUGUCACUAAAUGACCUGGUCUUAACACGAAAUAUCAGUGUAGACUUUGGACUUUAAGUCGGAGGGAGGGACUUAUUGGUCUUACCAAAGAUGAUGGUUUUAGGUCUCCUUAAAAGGAAAAAAAAAACUGUAAAGUGGAAAAGCUCAAGUACAACGGUUGGAAGUCAUGCAGCCGAGGAUCAAAAACGAAUCUGUAAUUCCAGCUGGUGAAUAAACCAUCCUGGAUCAAGUUUUACAGUCGUAUCGGAUUAAUACAGUUUAUCAUUUAUUAGUAAAUAAUAAUAAUAAUAAUAAUAAGCGGAAGGGAAGGGGGGAAGUUAAAGUGGGAGGGGGGGGGGCUUAUUAACUCUCUCCCCUUAAGAAAGAGAGGGCUUAUUAGAAAGGGGGGUUUAGUAGAGGAUUUACGCGGUAGUUCAAAACAUACUGUGCGAGACAAAAUAAAAUGUGAAUCAGUUAUAAUAAACUAAAUGAAAUCUUUUCGAUGUUAUUUUAUGUUGAAGUCGACGAUUCAAAUAGCUUGUUUACUCCAUUUUCUCCUUAGCUUCGUCCCUCCGCCCCCUGCCCCCCACUUUUUCAACACCAAUAAACUUUUACUUCAAAUUGUCGGGGCCUGUUGCUUUAAACUUUCAACAUAAAUGCUGAGCACUUAAUCUGUGUUUGAAUAUUUGUUUGUUGACUUUGUUUGCCUUCCAACUUAUCCUGAUUCUGUAGCUUUAAUAGUUUGUAAUGUGCAUUUGAUCAUUUGACAUAUGUUAAUUUGCGCAAUACCAAAUAAUAAAUAUUUUUUUUUUUUUCAGAUGAAAACGAUGUUUCCUUCGUUCAUGGCCUGGGUGUUUCUGUUACAAGGGAUCCACAGUACAUUCUCGGGUGAGUUAGUCAAAGUCAUUUGAUAAAUGUAUGGUUCAUCAUGUUCUGUAGACCUAUUAUUUUGAAUAUAUAUCUAAAAGCUAAGACACCCAUUUAACUUUUUUAACUACAGCGUUGCAAUUUUGGCGCGCUUAUGAGUAUGAGGUCAGUUAAGCGACCAUUCGAUCCAGUUAUUUGAAAGUUAAACCACACAAAAAAAUUGUAUGUUCUUGAAUACUUCUCCUAUCAACUGCUUAUAUUCGAAGCAGUCGUAUCACUUAUUCCAAUAACCAACAUGGCAUUUGUUGGAAUAUAUACCAGAAUAAUGUACAACUCCUUUUAUAUUGUCAGGAAAACCACCUGUUAUAACCAAGUUUUUAGCUGAUGACUUGAAUCAGCCUGGAGAUGUGACGUCAAAGAGUGGGUUCCAGCUUCCUUGCGAGGCAUCUGGUACAAGACCUUUACACUACAAAUGGCAGCUGAAUGGAGCCAAUAUUAAAUACGGAGGGGCUUAUCGCCUUUUGCCUUCGGGCACACUUGUGGGACAAUCCCUUAAUCAGAGAAACAGCGGGGAAUACCAGUGCUUUGUAAAAAAUAAUUAUGGCAUGGAUUUCAGCAGAAAACUGCAGGUCAAUGUGUCAGGUACUAUACGCUCAAUUAUAUACCUGAUGUCCUCAGUGUCUCAUUCGUCAGGGACAAGUUGUUAAACCUUGUCCUAAAAAAUACAACAGAAUAAACGCCACUUUGGAAUGAAUUCCCCUAUACUUCGCAUAAAUAUAGAUACAACCACGAUUAAGAACUCCCCCGAGGAUAUGGCCACUCCGCAAAUCCUUCUCCUUUCGUCCGUUUUCAGUAUCGUUUAUUAUUAUUAUUAAUAUCAUUAUCAGUAUUAUCAAUAUCAUUGCCAUCAUUAUCAUUAUCAUUGCCAUCAUCAUCUGCACCAACAUCAUCAACAUUGUUGUCAUCAUCAUUGUAAUCGUCAUUGUAACUAUAACCGUUUUAAUCCCUCGCAAAUUUAACUACUUUUCCAUGCUGUCGUGUAUAUAAAGUUAAUUUAGCAACAUAGAAACUAGACUAAAAAUUUUCAAUAAUUAGUACCACAUUUCAGUGGGAACAUUAACUAUAAUCUGCAUCACUGACAAAUCUUCUUUUUGAUGAAUUAUAGCUAUAGUAAUCUAAGCUAUUCUUCUAAUCUAAGCUACGCUUCUUGUUGUUUCAGUCCCAGGGGGAUUUUAUUUCGAAGAUCAUAAAGUUGCUCCCGUCACUCUUGGAAAACCCGUUGAAGUCCCCUGUCCACGACACAAGCCCAGUUUUGGCGUGACAUAUCGAUGGGGUGGUAUCGAUCCCUCAAACCCCGAAGUAUUCAAUGCCUUAUCUGAAGACGAGCGAAUUGCGGUGACGCUUGAAGGAACCUUGGUGAUAAUGUUUGUAACAUUACACGACGUGGAGAAAGUUAGAAAGACAAAGGGAAUUGUCUGUGAGAUGGCCACUGUUGAAAAUAAGACUUACUCACAUGAGGUCAAUUUCCGGUUACACGGUCUAGGUAGGGUGAAUUACCUCGUACUCACACACACAUAACAUAGUAAAGUGUCACCGAACAUUUGUUUUUCGUAAAAUUUGAUGUUUUCUUUUUUCUGGUCUUCAAGUAAUUUUAAAUUAGGAAUAAUAAUUAUAUAUAGAUAUCUAUAAUUUUGCAUCCUACACCAGAAGUCAUAGAGAAACAGAAGGAUAAGAAAGAAGUACAAGGAAAAGGAGGUCGAACUUUUUCUUUCGCCGUUCAUCACACCCAAUCUCCUGUGCCCACACACUACCUUCUGCACAUUCAGCGUUUUUUGCAUGAUUAAACUGUUUUUGAUCUCUCAGCUCUUUAAAUCUUCUUUUUAUCUCAUCAUAUUUUUCUAAUUUUUAAUUUUAUUUUCCCUACUUGUUUUUUUGUUGUUGUUGUUGUUGUUUUUUCUUUUUUUCAUUUUUGUAGAGUUCAUAGGAAACCGAGGACCGAAAAUAUACUUCUCACCAGACCUAAAAGAGCAAGCUAUCGAAGGUUCUGAAAAGAUGCUGUACUGUCUUGCUGGAGCAAAGUAAGAUUACGAUCGAUAUACUGCUCUUUAAGUUCAUUAAAACUAACGUCACAUAUCUCUCAAGACAUCUUGCGAUUUUCUGAUAGUUGUUGUUGAUUUUUUCCCGUGUGACAGACCUCCACCAAUCAUAACAUGGACAAAAGAUGGUGAAGAGAUUAAAGAUGAUCAGGAAGACUUUCUUUUGCCCUCAGAACAUUUCGGUAGGCUUUUGAUAAUUCCCCAGGUAGAGGAAGAGCAUCAGGGAACAUACACAUGUACUGCUUCAUCUACUGACGGUAGUUUCAAUCACGCGUCCAAGGCAACCUUUUUGACCGUGCAAGGUUUGUUUGCUGCCUUUUUUAUAAUUAAAAGAUUUUAUGAAAAGACUUAACUGAAUUUCAGGUUUUGAGAUGAAAACAGUGUUAGAAUUAAGACGUUUAUGCGCCUAAGUGUUUUAAAUUUCAACUUCUUACUGUCAUUCAGGGUGCACAGAUUUCGCCCUUUUUUGGCUCGUUAAGAACUGUCCUCAGCAUUACAAUAAAUACAAUAUAAUGAUAAUCGUAAUCCAGAUUAUAGUCAUAAUAAUCAUAACAAUAAUUAACAAUUAUUCCACUAGUGCAAGUUGGAUGUGAGAUGAUAGGUAGAUCUCAUAUCCACAAAAUAUCGAGAAUUCUUCCCGACUUUAUUUGUAAAAACAACCGAUUUUCAGCUUGUUAUUAAUUUUGUGCAGACGCGUACAGUUACCAUAUUUGGAGAACAUGGUUUACCAUGAUGGCUAAACCAAGCAGAUCUCUGGAAUUGCAUUAUCCGAUGAUUCAGUUUUUAAUAAUAAUAAAUAAAAUGCACACUUACUUACGACGUCGUAAACACGAAAGUGUCGUCUAAGAGCCACAUCGUAAUUAAAUUAUAUAAAGUGGCAGAAGUGCACCCUACAACUACAACAAAAAAUAGUUCUUAUAAAUACUGCGCUCCUGCCCUUUGUAGUAUUUCCAAUAUUAGGAAAGGCUUGGCGUUUCAUGUAUUUCCGAAGGAUCCUUGCGGAAGGUUUGUUUCUCCACUGUCUACUUUCCAACGCAUGCUCCUUCACUAUAACUGCUUCAGCGGGAAUAUCCUUUGGGGUAAAUGUUUAAUCUCUAGAUCACUAGAUCGUUCCUGUUUUCGCCGCCCUAUUUACCCUUUUUGAAGGUUGCGGCAAAUCUUGUUGCCUCUUGAGCCUCGCUUUUAUGCUUACGUCGUGAGUGUAUAAUAAUAAUAGGCUUGUUGCUCACUGUCUUGGUUGUAAAAUACUUUAGUUUAGACUCUCGUGCUGUUGUCAAAAAUGCAUUGAUACUCAUCUGCCUAAAAAGGUCAGGGGAGAAUUGAAAUCAGCCUCGGGGAAAAUACAUUAAUUGCAGGAGUAACAUGAAAAACCAUGGGACAUGUUUUGAAGCUUUUCAAAAAACUCAAGGGACGCUUUUCAUUGAAUUCAUAAGUUCAACGCGAAAUACUAUUUUGUGUUUUAAACCAAAUAUAACUAAAACACUAAUCUAAUUUUCGUUAUACGUAAUUUUUUCAGCUUCACCAAAGUGGGAAAAACCACUCCCUUCAAAAACGUUGGUAGAGACAACAAAGUCAAACGUUUUGACGUGCGUGGCCAAAGCAAAACCUAACCCGCAGUACCACUGGUUCAGGAAUGGACAAAAGAUAAAUGUGUCAGAGUAAGGCUAAAAUAUAUUAGCCUACUUGUAGCCGCACCCGAUCCCCGCUACACGUAGGCUAAAAUAUAUUGGCUUGUUCUUUUUUGAUUUAACGGCUUUUACAGGAUUAUACCAACAUCAAUAAACUUUGCUUUGUUCAAUUUAAAGUACGACCUGCCCUGUAUUUAUGCAUAAUGUUCAACUUUAAAUUGAGACAAUCCAUGCAUCAUUUACAUUAACUAAGUGCAAUUCCCAAUUUCAAGUCUCUUCGUCUCUCAAAGGACUGCAUUAGGUUAUACCAUCCUGUCUAUGCUGGCCUUUUUUUGGUCCAUGUUCCAGUAUGCACUUCACCUAGUUCAUAUACAGCUUACAAUUUCUCCCCUCUCCUCACAACCCCCCUUUCUCAGUCCUUUUAUAUCGCUUGAUGAAUGAAUGAAUGAAUGAAUGAAAACUUUAUCACGUGUCAAAGUAUUUAGCUCAACAGCUAAUGGGGCCUUGAAGUCUUUUUAUCACUAAAAUUAUCAAUUAAACCUACUACGUACACAAUUACUUUUUUCAGUCGGAUCACGAAGUAUCUCAGUCCAAGUCUUUUACAGAGUGUCUCCCAUAUAGAACAGUUCCGAAUUUAGGUAGUUCCAAAUCAUGGUUCCUACUGCGUGUUCUUUGCACUGAAUAACUUAGAGCUGUAAAUAGGCGCAAGACCAUGCUUUACUUUAUAAUAAUAUUAUUGCUUAUAGCGCGCAAAUUAAAAUUCGAAUAUGAUCAAAUGCGCGAUCAAAGGCUACGCCCUGCAAAUGUCUGUACGUUAUAUAGUAGGCUGAUUUAGCCACAGAAUGGGAACGUCAGUUGACGACUGCGCGGGCAAAUCAAACAACUUGCUUGACCAAAGGCAGAGCCGCAAAUUGCGCACCGGAAGUCGAGUUUAGUCCUUUUCGCGCGCUUUCCCGUCGUCAAAUGACGUUCUCGUUCUGUUGGUAAAUCAGCCUAGUAUCGGUAGUCGGGCGCGGUCAAGUGGUUCUUGAUAAGAGCUGACCUGUUGUUAUAUACUGCUCUCGGCCUCUCUUCUGUGAUUUAAGCUUCAAUAUUUUUCAUUGUUUAUUUUUGCAGCUCAAAAUUAAGAGUAAAAGGUAACGUUCUUGAGCUCACAAACAUAGAAACCUGGCAUGAUGCAAUUUAUCAGUGUGUAGCUGAAAACAGCCUGGGAAUGAAUGUAACUUCCACCUGGGUUAAUGUUCAAGGUAGGUCUAAGCAGGACCACACAAUCCGCAGCUGGUAGGGUAGCGCAUUCAUGGUUCAGUGAUUUAUAUUCAUUUUCAUUGUCACAGUUCUGGUCACAGGCUCUAGAACGGAGAGUUCCGGACUUAAACUGUGGGUGAUUCUUUGUGCAGUCUUUGGUGUAGCGUUGAUUGCCUUUUUAGUUGUCAUUCUGAUCUGCUACAAGAGAAAGAAGGCAAGAGGGGAUAGAGGUUAGUUUUUAUUUCAAUCAUGACUUAGCAUUAACUUGCAUCUAAAAGAGUACAUACAAUGUAAAAAAAAAAUUAGCGACGUGUGAUUGGCCGUUACUCAAAAUCAAUUAUAUUUUAGACACCCGCGGGGAAUAUCUAAAAUGUUUUUCUCCGUUUUGUCCAAGGGCUACUGCCACCGGUUAAACCCUACGAGGCAGGUUUUUCAUUUCCAUUCAUUUUCCGAAACGAAUACUGGCAUCCAAGUGGCGGUGCGUGCUCCUGUUCAAUAAUAUGUUACAGGUGACAUCAAAAUGAGGAAAUAAAAUAAAAAUGGUUUAAAUGUUGCUUUUUAAACUUCAUAUCACAAUGAUAUAUGACUUGAAAUUUAUAUAAAAUGACUAAUCGUUAAAACAGCACUACAGUUAUUGCAUGAAGUACAAGUCAUUAAUUCUCAGUAAGCGAACUUUGACUGAACUCAUAGUUACAGAACAUUUGGACUGAUAAUUCCAUUAUAUGAGAACUUUUUAGAUAUAAACGUCCUUCCAUAUAUGCAGUUUUGAACUCCCAGAUUAAUAUACAUUGAAUAAAAUCCCUCAGUAAUUAUCAUCUUGUGUUACAGAAAGGCAAAGAGUCAGGAUGCAGACAUCUUCAUACAACGAUGCAUCAAACGAACUCAACGGCAGUGUAUCAACCGUUCAUACGCCCUCAGGGCUCCUUGGAGAAAACGGAGCACAAAGACCGUCUAGGCCUCUGCCACGUCCUCAGUACCAAACCCUUGAUCCAUCAACGAUAGGAGUCGCUUGUUACGAGCCGAUUGACCCACAAAAAGAUUACAACGAUAGUGAAUUAUACGAGAAACUGGAUUUCCGAACAAUGGAUACUCCCCAGAAUUAUGGCCAGCCUGCUUAUGCAAAACCUAUCCCAGAAUAUCUUGAGCUAGUGAGCGAUACAAAUUCACCUCAGGUAAAGAAUGCAUCGAAUGGGACAUCAUUAAAAUCCGGGAAACAAUAUUAUGAGUCAAUGGAAGGUGGAUUAAACCAGGAACAUGGUGACAAAUUUCACGGUCAAUAUUCAGACCAAAACUAUGAACCGAUGGCAGGUGCUAUUAAGCCUGAUUCACCCAAGUAUUAUGAGCCUAUGAGCUCAGGAAUGGAUAAGGCAAACACCUCUCCCGAUUCACCAAAAUAUUACGAGCCGAUGACGAUUAAUAAAAUAGAUGACCCUUUUGUCAAAUCAAAGGGCUCAUCCUCAUCUGCUAAUUAUCACCAGCCAAUGGCUGAAAACAACGUGAAUCAAACGACAGUGGCCUCAACACCACACGAUUACUAUGUUCCUAUGUCAAAAAAUAGCCUAACAUCAUCUUCUGAGUAUAGUAAAAAUACGGACGUCAAUGAUUCCUCCAGCAAGUUGUAA
Molecule: messenger RNA, 11813 nt
Organism: Porites lobata
Lineage: Eukaryota; Metazoa; Cnidaria; Anthozoa; Scleractinia; Poritidae
Source: the annotation of a GenBank genome assembly